Pocillopora verrucosa is the source of this 3977-nucleotide messenger RNA. Its product is annotated as hypoxia-inducible factor 1-alpha. NCBI's taxonomy places the organism in Eukaryota, Metazoa, Cnidaria, Anthozoa, Scleractinia, Pocilloporidae. The record is from RefSeq and is a predicted model, not a curated record. Gene Ontology annotation, molecular function: DNA-binding transcription factor activity, RNA polymerase II-specific; RNA polymerase II transcription regulatory region sequence-specific DNA binding; protein dimerization activity. Gene Ontology annotation, cellular component: transcription regulator complex; nucleus; cytoplasm. Gene Ontology annotation, biological process: regulation of DNA-templated transcription.
UUAUUAAAAUAUAUUCAAAGCACGUUUUCAAGUUUUCAAGACAGCAAUGCUACUACGUCUCUCAUCCAAACACAUCACGCUAUCGCACAAUCCGGCUUCAACGGAACAAAUUCACAAAAGCUCUAAACCAACAGCGAUUUAAAACCCUCCGCCGUAUCUUACCGCGGGGACGGAUUCAACAGAAAGAUUUUACGAAGAUAGUUUUCAACCCGGGAUCACCUUUAAGCAAAGAGGAAUUCUUGCACAAUCCUUGGCAGAGAUUCGAGACUGUGUGGGAACCUUUGGAGCAAGCAAAUAUAUCGACAACAGAUCACCGGACGAAGACAACAACAUCCGUUCAUAGAGGAAUGGCUAGCAAGGCAGUCAAAAAUAGCGAGAACCAGAAGAAGAGAAGAUCACGUGAUGCAGCACGAUCCAGGAGAGGACAGCAGAACGAUGAGUUUGUGGAGCUUGCCAAUCAGCUGCCACUGCCCGCAGGACUUUCAUCGCAGCUUGACAGGCUGUGCAUCAUGCGGCUGGUUAAUAGUUACAUUAAAAUGAAAAACCUUCUUCAAUCUCUGGUGUCCCAAGACAUGAAGAAGAUUGUGUCUCUCAAUGUAGCAGAUACCACAGUAUAUGACAAGGCAUCACUGGAGGCACUAGAUGGGUUUGUCUUUGUUGUAACACCAGAUGGCCAGUGCAUUUAUGUGUCAGAUAACAUCACCCAUUACAUGGGACUCACACAGAUUGAAGUAACUGGUAACAGUUUCUACAAAUACAUCCACCCCUGUGAUCAUGAGGAACUUUCCAAUCAGCUUGGUGGACAGAUCCCUCUUGAAGAUAUGGAAAUCUUCGAUGGCCUGUUUUGUUCUGAUUCUGUCUUUAUGAUGAGCAAUCACUUGAAGGGUGGAUCCAAAAAAUCCAUGCACGAGAACCCUCACAAGUCAUUUUUCUUGCGCAUAAAAAGCACAUUGACAAGCAGAGGAAAGAAUGUUAACCUUCGAGCCUCAACUUACAGAGUUGUCCACUGCACUGGUUGCAUGAAAAUGUCUGUGAAAGUCUCAGAGUCAGGAGAAGAGGAGAAGGUUCCAUUGUUUAUGGUCGCCAUCGGAGUUCCACUUAUGUUCACAUCCACUUUUGAAGUUCCACUUGACAGAGCCACCUUUACCAGCCGUCACAGUCUUGACAUGAAAUUCCUGUCAUGUGAUGACAGUGUUGCAGACCUCCUUGGUUUCACACCAACAGAGAUUGUUGGCAAGUCCUGGUACCACUUCCAACAUGCUUGUGACUUGGACACAGCAUUAGCAUGCCACAAGACUUUGCUGACCAAAGGCCAGUCUGUGAGUAAGUACUACCGCUUCUUACUUCGCAAUGGAGGAUGGGUGUGGCUUCAGACCAAGGCCAACAUUGUUUACGACAGUAAGACAUGUCAGCCACAGUUUGUCCUCUGCACAAAUUACAUCAUCAUGAGAGUUGACGAGAAGGAGUACAUACUGUCCACAGAACAAGUCAACCCUGUACCUGCACCUCUAGGUCUUGAUCUAGUGGUUAAGAAAGAAUGUGAAAAAGGAAGGGGCACCAGAAGAAAACAUUCCAUUGUGCUGGAGGAACGUACAAAGGUGCUGAAGGCAGCAGCGCAUGAACAGCGUCCAAGUGCAGAUGUCAAACCAAAGAAGGAGAGCAACCUUAAUACCUGCUGUAUGAAGACACCUGCAAAACAGGCAGCAAAGAAAUCCUGUCAGUGUCUUGAGGGUGUUGACUGUGACCACAUUAAUUUUCAGGAGUUCUUUCCAGUGGCAUGGGACACUAAUGAUGACCUCAUUGAGCAACAAAAGGAAUAUGAGAAGCUGCUGCAAACACACUAUGGUGUUACUGAUGACACACCCAGUCCCACCCACUUGGAAAACAGCACCACUGAAAAUAGAGUCCCCUACAUUCCUUCACCAAGUAACGACCAAAAUAUUGAUAAAGGAAAAGUAGCAAAUGAGGAGGAGGAAAAUUUUGACGAACGUGCUCCAUUCAUUCCACUUUCAAUCAUGGACUCAGAGUUGGAUUGCGAUGAUGAUUUAUUGGUGGAAAUUCCUUUCCUUGAUUCACCCAUGAUACCAUCACCCUCAUCGUGGCUGCUAAAUGCAGAUGAAAGUAUCCCAUCUCCAGGAAGUGCUGUUAUGCUACCUCCAGCCAAGCCUCUAUCUUACAACCGUCGUCCAAGUCUGUCUAACUCAUGCUCACCUGUUUUGAGCAGAAAGGAGAUCCCUACUGCCAUCAAACGCAAUGGGUAUGUGACAAACGAGAUGGCCCACAAAGGGAAAGCACUGUUUCCAAACAUCAGUACAUGGGAAGCUGAAGUGAAUGCACCAGUUCAGAACAUUAAUCUUUUGCAAGGUGAAGACCUGCUUGAAGCUCUUGAAUGUGGUGACUUCUUGUGAGCUUUGGCUGGUUAAGUGAAGCAAACUGUAUGUCUCAUCUAGGAGUGACAACAGUUAAAGGACUUAUUUCAAUUAUUUGUAGGUUAUACUCAACUUUAUAAGUUCAUUGCAUUUAAUGUCUGAUUGUAAUGCAAAAUGCAAUUCCAGUAACCUUUGUCAGGGAACAUAUGUCAUCACAUCACAUUUAUUUAGCUUUAAGUUUGGAAUUUGUUUGUUUGUUUGUUUGUUUGUUUGUUUGUGUGGUGAUACGAAGGCAAAGUGGUAAGCCUUGUGGACUCCGAAUAGAGAGAUUCGAGCCCUGGCUCAAUCCCCGUGUUAAGUUCUCGGACAAGACUUGUUAACCUCACAGUAACCCUCUCCACCCAGGAGUAUAAAUGGGUACCAGUUAGCUUUCCUCAAAAAGUGAGGAGGACUGGGGGAUAGCUGCUAAGGACUUAGAUCCCAUGCCAUGUUGAUAUACUACCAGUUACCUCAUACCAUAGAAACCAGGGAUAAACAGCUAUAGUACCACAGUUUUGAGCCUCUUGGUCCCAAGAUUUAACAAUAGCUUUUAUUUCCUUAUGGAUAACCAAUACAGUUAUGCAAUUGUAUAAAGUAUAGACAAACUUUUGGCAAGUUGAUUGUGUUGUUUGGCACUGAACAUAGUUUUGGCAUCUUUUGACGUGUUUCCCCAUACAUGUGGCAAUUUAGAAGGCAACUUGAUAAGAUAAAACAAUCUUAAAAAUUUGUCUCAAGUUUAGGACAAAGGAUAUCCGUAGCAAGUUCUUAUUCAGAAUUUGAUGCUGGUUGCAUUUGUAGAGAAGUCGUCAUAAACCUUGUUAAGUGGAAGUGUCAACAUAAUUAACACUGUGAGUUUUUGAUUCUGGCAACAAGAAGCAUACUGCAUCAAAACAUUCUUCCAAGCUCCCUUAAAAAAUUUUUGGCUGUGCCUCACAGACACCAAGGUGGUAAAUGAGGAAACUUCUAGAAGGGUAGGGCUUAUUUCUGAACAGUGGCUGGUUAUCAAGUCUAAAAUUGUUCAGACCCUUCGGUUUCCAACAAAAGACAUUGUAGCUUGACUUGGAAGGUUUAACUAGUGCUAAGAUUGUCCUUGCAGAGUGGUACAGUAGUUAAAACUGUGUGUAUAGAUUCAAUCAUAACAGUAUUAGUUUAAAAAAAGAAAAAUGUAGUAUUUCAUAGUUAACAUUUGUAGCUUCAAAAUUAGUUGUAGAGCAUAACAAGAUUUUAUCUAUACAGUGUAUCAUUGAGUGCAGUACAUGCCUAAGGUUGGGUGCAUUGUGUGCCCGCUUUGUUUUCUUUGUUGCGGCUUGCUCAUGUACCCCACUGAUUGCUUGAUUGCUCAUUUGACCUUGUGUCAGUUUCACUGUUAGACUAGUACAAUAAUCAAAUUUUACAAAGAUCUGCAUCACGAACUUUGUAUUGAUUACAGUGUUGCAUAUUUCAAUGCCAUUUCUGUUGGUCUGCAAGCCUAACUUGCAGAGGUGUGUGAAAAAAAAAACUGACAACUUCGGUAAACUUCUGGAGAGCCUUACAUCUUUGAAUUCUUCAUCAUUAAAAUUGAUAAAUAAA